This is a messenger RNA of Aspergillus thermomutatus, 372 nucleotides long. RefSeq lists its product as uncharacterized. The transcript has 3 exons. The record is from RefSeq and is a predicted model, not a curated record. Bases 1 to 372 code for a protein of 123 amino acids. NCBI's taxonomy places the organism in Eukaryota, Fungi, Ascomycota, Eurotiomycetes, Eurotiales, Aspergillaceae.
AUGGCGACCGAUGCAGAUGCAGAUUCCCGUCACAAUGUCGACUUACACACCGGUAGCAAGUCGUACGAUGAAGCCGUCGCGUUUACCGAGCGCAUCAUCAACAAAAACUUCGAGCAGCUCUUCACAUUGUACCCGCAAAUGAAGAAAGUCAAACGGACAAAAUACGGCCAGCCCACCAUCGACGCCGUCCUGCACCCGUCCCAGAUCAUCAUUCCAACCGAUUCGGCGACUUACGGGACCAACACGGUGUUGUACCAGCUGCGGGUCCCGUUCUCCAUCAUUAAGAAAAAGGAGGACUCUGCACAGCAGGUGGGCGCAGGAAUCGAGGGUAUUGGCAAUAUGAGAUCGCCUGAUGAGGCCCAGCCUCUGUAG